Molecule: messenger RNA, 1380 nt
Organism: Thecamonas trahens ATCC 50062
Lineage: Eukaryota; Apusomonadida; Apusomonadidae
Product: xaa-Pro aminopeptidase 3
Exons: 2
Coding region: 1-1380 (459 amino acids)
Cellular component (GO): mitochondrion
Molecular function (GO): manganese ion binding; metalloaminopeptidase activity
Source: RefSeq, a predicted model, not a curated record
AUGGAGAUGGGCCAACCAACGCCGUUUAGCCAUCCGCAUCUCUUUCCACAGGUCGAGGGCGUGGAGGACCAGGUGACGCCGUGCAUUACCCGCGCCGAGUACGCCGAUCGGGUGGCGGCGCUGGCGAGCAAGCUUCCGGCGCGGUCGGCGGCGGUCUUCCCGGCCGCGCCCGUGCCCAUCAUGUCCAACGACGUGCCAUACCGGUACCGGCAGAACUCGGACUUGCUUUAUCUGUGCGGCUUUGAGGAGCCGCACGCCGCGCUCAUGGUCCACGCCUCGGGCGAGUCCAUCCUGUUUGUGGCCGAGAAGGAUCCGGACCGCGAGCUGUGGGACGGGCCGCGGUCGGGCGUUGACGCGGCGGCCGCCUACUUUGCCGUCACGGGCACUGCGCCCGUGAGCUCGGUCGCCGACGCCUGCCGCGCAGUCAUCGACGCCGGCGGUGAGCUGCUGGUGGCCAAGGGCCCGACUCGCGACGCCAGCGUUGUCGGCAACGCAGCCUCGCGUGCAUCCGAGGCCGAUCCCACCUCGCUUGUCGAGCGCAUGCGGGUGUUCAAGUCCAACGGUGAGCUGCAGAUCAUGGCCAAUGCCGCUCGGAUCACCUCGCUCGCCUUUGGUGCCGUCGCCGAGCGCCUCGGCUCAGGCACAGUCUACUCGGAGCGCGACGUCGACGCCCUGCUCGAGGUCGUCACCCGCUCGCGCUUUGGCGACCGCCUUGCCUACCCGCCUGUUGUUGCCUCGGGCUCCCGUGCCACCAUCCUGCACUACGUCGCCAACAACCGCCUCCUGCAGCCCGGUGAGCUGCUGCUCAUCGACGCUGGCGCCGAGUACUGCGGCUACGCCUGCGACGUGACCCGGACGUACCCGAUCUCCGGCAAGUUUUCGGCGCCGCAGGCCCUCGAGGCUGUCCUCGAUGCCGCCGACACCCAGCGAGACAAGUACGACUCGCUCGCCAAGCUCGGCGGCAUGGCGACUCGCGCCAUGACCGACGCCCUCGUCGAGACCAAGAUCGUCGAGUCGCGUGGCGACGCCAAGCGUGCUGUCGACGUCCUCUACCCGCACUCGAUCGGCCACCUUCUCGGCAUGGACACCCACGACACGCCGACGGCUCGCCACACCCCGUUCGGCCCGGGCAUGGUCUUUACCGUCGAGCCUGGCCUCUACUUUGGCGCACACGCGCUGCAGCUCCUCUACGACGAGUGUGGCAUCGCCAUCGACCCGGCCUUUGCAGGCAUUGGCGUCCGCAUCGAAGAUAACGUCGCCAUCGACGGCGCAACCCUCGACCGGCGCCUCCUCACCGCGAGCAUCCCCAAGGCCCGUGCUGACAUCGAGGCCGGCAUGGCCGCCGCCAAGGCCGCCGCAUCGGUCAGCAGCCCAUCGUAG